AUGGCAUAUGAUCGUUAUGUAGCCAUCUGCAAUCCUUUACGUUAUGAGACGGUACUGAACAAGAAAGCCUGCAUCCGAAUGGCAACCAGUGCAUGGGUGGGUGCCCUAUUUUAUUCAGCAUUCUUUGCAGGAAAUGUAUUCACAGUGGAGUUCUGCUCCAGAAUCAUCAAUCAGUUCUUCUGUGAAAUCCCUCAGUUGCUUAAGAUCUCUUGCUCAGACUCAUAUCUUCCAGUAGUCUGGGCUGUUAUCGUUGGUUCUUGUUUAGCUUUUCUCUAUUUUGCUCUAAUUGUUUUUUCUUAUGUUCAAAUCUUCAGAGCAGUUUUGCAAAUCCCAUCUACCCAAAGGAAGCAAAAAGUCUUCUCUACCUGCUUGCCCCAUCUCUUAGUCAUUUGUCUGUUUGUGGUAAGUGGUAAUUUUGCAUACCUGAGACCCACAUCCAGCUCCCCGUCAACAUCAGAUCUCUUGAUUUCUAUGUUCUACUGUGUGGUGCCACCAGUGAUGAAUCCACUGAUCUACAGCAUGAGGAACAAGGAACUCAAAAUGGCAUUUUGGAAGCUGAUUCUCAAUAUCUGUACCCAUACCUUACAGAAAUAUUCUCACUUAUGCACAUUUUAG
This is a messenger RNA of Python bivittatus (Burmese python), 615 nucleotides long. RefSeq names its product olfactory receptor 14A16-like. The record is from RefSeq and is a predicted model, not a curated record. NCBI's taxonomy places the organism in Eukaryota, Metazoa, Chordata, Lepidosauria, Squamata, Pythonidae. Gene Ontology annotation, molecular function: G protein-coupled receptor activity; olfactory receptor activity. Gene Ontology annotation, biological process: G protein-coupled receptor signaling pathway. Gene Ontology annotation, cellular component: membrane.